AGAAAGAGAGAAAGAAGAAAGACAUGCCAUGCCAGAUUUCUUCUGUGAACACAAGCCUGCGAGAGUCCGGCGGGGUAGGUGGAGGCUUCUGCUACAACAGCCCCGACGCUGAAACCUUCACGACAUCGGUGGCGCGAGCGUCGCAGGUGUUCAGCAUCCUGGUGCUGGUGGUGCUGGGCAUGCUGGGUAACGUGCUGAUGGUCUACGCCGUGAUAGCCACUCGCCUGCGGGAUGCGACUCUCAGCGCCUCCUCCCUGCUCCUCAUCAACUUGGCGGUGGCCGACCUCAUGGUGGACGGGUUCGUGCUGCCCAUGUGGAUUGUGUCCACGGCCUCGCUGUCCUGGCCCCUCCCAGACUCCCUGUGCAUCAUCACCGCCUUUCUGACCGUCACCCUUAUGGUCUGCUCCAUCCUCUCGCUCUCCGCCAUCGCUGUGGACCGCUACCUCAUCCUGGCCUUCCCUCUACGGUACCCAACGGAAGUGACGUCGACCCGCCUGGUAAUUGUCUUCGUGUCCAUCUGGACCUUCUGCUUCCUGGUGGCCGGUCUGCCCUUGUGUGGCUGGGGCCAGUACCGCUUCCAGCCGCAGACUGUGCCCAUCUGCAAUCCCGUGUGGGUGACACAGGUGGGGUUCGCCAUCUUCCUGAUGGUCUGCGGCCUCAUGCUCCCCUUCGCCGCGAUGCUCUACUCCUACGUCCGCAUCGUGCAGAUCGCCAAGGAGCACAUCGCCAAGAUCGAGGCCACCAAGGCCUGCUUCGUGGAGAGGACUCCUCCGACGACCACGCCUGUCGUGACUCACCUGAGUCCUCAUGGCAGACUUUCACACGGGGGGAGUAACAACAACACGGAGAAGCUUGUCGAUGUCAUAUCAGAGGUUGAAGAAGUAAAUGCAGAAGGGUACAGCAACUUCAGACAGGAUCACAAUAAAGGAAGUAGCCGAACAUUUUCUUCUUCUUCGGAACACAAGGAUGAAGAGGGAAGGGAUGUCGUGUCCACAGGUAAACAUCCGAGACUCACCUCCAAGAAAAACUUCAGCAAAACCGUUCGGAUAGCCAACAGAGUCUUCACCGCCGUGGGGCUUUUCUUCAUGUGCUGGGGUCCCUACGUCAUCCUCAACUUCUGGUCAGUCAACAACGAAACCAAGCCCAUCCCUUACUCCGCAGACCUCUUCACGACCCUUCUCGCCUUUGCCAACAGUUGUGUCAACCCAGUUCUCUUCGUUUUGCUCAACAAGGAUUUCCGCCGUCGAGUGCGCAUGCUUGGCCGGAAGUUGAUGCCAUGUUUGGGCCAUCGACAACCCAGCGACGCUACAGAUAACGGUUUGUCAGCCGUUCACACGCGACUAGAAGCAGACGACGCCAUGAUGAGGUCGCAGGAAAGGGAAGUUGCUCGCAGAGCAGAAGUAAGGACUGGACAUAAACUUUCGGGUUCCUCCUCUUUAAGGGUGGCAUGGCAAUGAUACUGACCUGCAUAGGUUUGACCAGUUCUAGAACCAUGGGUGAAUUUACCCGGAUAUUCAUUUUUCAUUAAGAUUACUUCUUUAUUUGUGAAGAGAAACAAAGUUCUUGACUAGAUGUCAUCGUCGACGACUUUCAACAAUUUUCCCCAUUACAGAAUUGCCUUGUCAGUCGUUUUCAUGGGGUGUUGUUAUGGGUGGGGUGUGAGGGGAAGAUUGGUACUUAUUUACAGCCCCAAAACUGGGCAGGUGCAUGCUGGGACGGUACCGUGAAGUAAUCAAUCAACGGAAGAGAAAGAAUGUGUUUGUAGGGGACAUUCUAUGAGCUGGAGCAGCUACUUCUCCUGUUCAUCUUCGCACCGAUCAACCCUACCCCUCUUCCCUCCCUAUCUUCAUUGGUUACCCAGACACAUUCACUUCACUGUUUCGUGUCAGGAAAUUGUGGCAUUGCAGCAAAGAAAUCGACACUUUCGGGAUGCAUUUAUUAAAGAUGAGAGGAUAUGACUUAUAGAUAUAUGUGGAAAUGUUGUCGACAUCCGUUCCCUCUUGCUGGGAUUGAUUCAGGGGGACGCUUGUCGUUGUUUGUGUAAUGUGCCAGAUGUAUGUGGACAGGAACACCCAUCUAGUGUUUGAUGAAGUCAUAAAGACAGACUACCAUCGACCAAGAAUGGGGCCUCGUGUAUCUCGUGAUACACUGAAAAAGGCUCUGGACGAAUAAAAAGAAGAUAGGAUAGGAGUGGAGAGAUUGAAAGGUUCAGAGGGCUUGCAAAAAGUUUGCCUUUUUUUUUUAUCUAGUCCUUGUCCUACAGAGGGGAAAGUAUCACAAAAUAAUUCAAUAAUAAGAAUCAUGGAGUACCAAGAAACCUUUCUGUUAAAAUUUCUGUUAACGUCCAAGAGAAUAUAUUGUUUGUGCGUAUUUAUGUAAUUAGAUGCACAUAAAGUUGUGAUGUGUUCACUUCUGUAAUGACAGUUGAAAUGGAAGUUUGAUGUUGGUUCUCAUUCUGGCCCAACGAAGUGGUCAGAGGUUUGGACUCAAAUAUUUCAGUACUUGUGUUUUUUGAACAUUGUAGACAUUCUCUGGAUUGCAGGAAUUGUACAGAGUUGUCAGAAACGGUUAAUCUGUCAACAUAAGUGUUAAUUCGUUAAGGGUUAUUGCAGCCGUGGAACUGUGUAUCCGUAUUUAUUGAGAGAGAAAGAGAGACUGUGAGUGUGGAGAGAGAGAGAGACUGUGUGUGGGUGGAUGAUGACCAUAAAACUUACAUGAACCGUCACCAGUGUGAAAAGAUCGUUAUGAUAUGCGAAUCGGACAGGGGCAACUGGAGGUCAUCGAGGUGAUUAUCAUUGCCCGUGAACGUGACCAUGGACGUCUGAAGACCACCGACAUCUGUAGAUCAUCGUGAUGAUAAUCAUGACCAUGUCCAUCUGAAGAUCAUCGUCAUACUUAUCAUUCUCAUUUCCUGCCCUGGCAACCAAAAGAACGAUCAUCAGGGAACACGGACCCCGUAGUCUGAUGGGAUUGACCCAACAACAGGCGUCACCGAGGCUACUGUCCCGGAUGUUUAAUCGUCUUCUCGUUGUCUCACAUCUUUUCACUAACUCAGAACGAGGAUCAUGCGACUGGAAAAAAUGGCGUCGGCUGGUUUCUAUUUCGUAAAUCGAAGGCAACCAAUUUGCUUGGGACUGUACUUGAAUUUAAUGAAAAACAUUUUUUCCGGCUGUAGCUCUGGAGAGUUUGAUCGAACAUCAUUAGGUGAAGAACCAUAGAUACUUUUCUGCUGACCAAGUAAUUCCGCAUUGUAAAUUAAUCUGACAGACUUGAGCAAAACGUUGAGCUAUUAAAGUCCUCAGGGAAAUUCUCUUUCUUACAGCUUCUUUUGCAGAAAAUGGAAGUUUCUGGACGUUAGUUACACAGCAGGCGCGCACGUGUGUGUGUGUUCGAGCGCGUGCGUAAGCAGUCCUUUAAUAACUGAGUGUAGCAAAGCACAAGAUAAAAGUUCACGCUUGGAACCUACUUGUGAUGGUGCAAACUAUAAAUGCUUAGAUACUUGUCAGGAAGUUGACCUCCCACCUGUGUUGGUGAGCUCCCCAUAAAGACCCCCCAACCUUCACCCUAACGCAUUACUUAGAAUCAUCUUCAAGUUUGUACCAGUUAGUCUUGGCAUCGGUUUCGUGUGCAGUCAGCUCGCCGGACAAACACAAAGACCGAUCUGAAUGACUAAACUGGUCAUUUCUGAAUGGCUUCAUUGAAGUGUAUUCGUCUGGCAUCCGCAUCUUGCUUUUCUUGCCCAUUUGCAAAACAGUUACAA
Pomacea canaliculata is the source of this 3760-nucleotide messenger RNA. RefSeq names its product probable G-protein coupled receptor No18. Gene Ontology annotation, biological process: G protein-coupled receptor signaling pathway. Gene Ontology annotation, molecular function: G protein-coupled receptor activity. Bases 24 to 1457 code for a protein of 477 amino acids. The transcript has 4 exons. Gene Ontology annotation, cellular component: membrane. NCBI's taxonomy places the organism in Eukaryota, Metazoa, Mollusca, Gastropoda, Architaenioglossa, Ampullariidae. The record is from RefSeq and is a predicted model, not a curated record.